Melopsittacus undulatus (budgerigar) is the source of this 4040-nucleotide messenger RNA. RefSeq names its product solute carrier family 35 member E1 (gene SLC35E1). Lineage: Eukaryota; Metazoa; Chordata; Aves; Psittaciformes; Psittaculidae. Gene Ontology annotation, molecular function: antiporter activity. Gene Ontology annotation, cellular component: Golgi apparatus. The record is from RefSeq and is a predicted model, not a curated record. The transcript is spliced from 6 exons. The coding region runs from base 23 to 1234 and encodes 403 amino acids.
CGUUCCCCCGGCGCGCGGAGCCAUGGCGGCCCCGCUGGCGGCUCCGGGAGGCACCGGGGCGGCGGCGGCGGCAGCGGGGCCGGGGCGGGGGGGGCGAGGCCCGGCGCUGCGGGAGGGGGCGCGGGUGUCGGCGCUGUGCCUGGCCUGGUACGGGCUGAGCGCGGGGGGGAACGUGGUGAACAAGCUGCUGCUCGGCGGCUUCCCCCGGCCCGUCACCGUCUCCUUGUUCCACAUCCUGGGGCUCUGCGGGCUCCUGCCGCCGCUGCUGCGGGCAUGGAGGGUGCCGCCAGCCGGCCCGGCCCAGCUGCCGCCCCGCGCCUACCCCCGCUACAUCCUCCCGCUCGCCUUCGGCAAGUACUUCGCGUCCGUGUCCGCGCACGUCUCGCUCUGGAGGGUCCCGGUCUCCUACGCGCACACAGUCAAAGCAACGAUGCCGAUCUGGGUGGUUCUUCUGUCGCGGAUCAUUAUGAAGGAGAAGCAGACGACGAAGGUGUACUUGUCUCUGAUCCCCAUAAUAACUGGUGUCCUGUUGGCCACCGUCACGGAGCUUUCCUUUGACAUGUGGGGGCUCAUCAGCGCGCUUGCUGCUACGCUGUGUUUCUCACUUCAGAACAUCUUCUCAAAGAAGGUGUUAAGAGAUUCCCGAAUACAUCAUCUUCGGUUGCUGAACAUACUCGGGUGCCAUGCUGUGUUCUUCAUGAUCCCAACGUGGGUUUUGGUAGAUCUUUCUUCCUUCUUAGUAGAGAAUGACUUGAGCACAAUGUCUCAUUGGUCCUGGACCUUGAUGCUGCUUAUUAUCAGUGGAUUCUGUAACUUUGCCCAGAAUGUCAUUGCCUUCAGUAUCCUGAACCUGAUCAGCCCGCUAAGUUACUCGGUUGCAAAUGCCACCAAACGAAUCAUGGUCAUCACAGUGUCCCUUAUAAUGCUUCGCAAUCCAGUUACGAGCACCAACGUCCUUGGGAUGAUGACAGCCAUCCUGGGGGUCUUCUUGUAUAACAAGACAAAAUACGAUGCAAACCAAGAAGCAAAGAAGCAGUUACUUCCAGUUACAACUGGAGACCUUGUGAACCUAGACCGGCAUCGGAACACUCCUGAGAAGUCUCAGAAUGGACUUAAUGCGUUUGCACCACACGGAGACUAUCAGUAUGGUCGAACCAAUAUCCUAACAGACCACUUCCAGUAUAGCCGGCAAAACUAUCCAACUACCUACAACUUAAAUCGUUUUGAUAUAUAGAGUCCUGGCAAACAGGUAUAGACUGUGAUAUCAGAGUGUCCCCAACAUUAUCAGAAACUUUUUAGUACAUCCAUGAAUGUAAAGCCAUUUUAUUGUACAGGUUUUGCAGAAGGGAAGAUGCAUGUGUAGUGAAAGCGGUACAGACCUUCAACUUCUGCUGAGCAGAGCUUGAACAUGAAACAGCUCCAUCUGACACUGGAACUAAACAUGCGGUGUAGCUCUUGUACAGAGAUCCUGGUGAAUGCACGUACGUAACUUCAGAGUAAAAUACCUGCUGUUGCUGCUCCUUUUCAGAGUCUGUCAACUGAUGAUUCUUUUGGCAGCUGAAUUCUGGCCAGUAUUUGCUUUCCAUGCUGGUAACGUCACCUUUGAUUUGUUCUCUGAUACAUUUUAGUGAUACUUUUAAUGAAACUUUCAAAAGGAAGUGGAACUUCUGGUUAGCAAGAUUUGUCUGUGUGAGGAGGAUUGACUCAGUUGCAGGUAGGGUAGCCUGAAUUCAUCUUGAGCAACUACCAAACUUCGUGUGGGUAUUAACUACUCCUGCCCUUCUGCCUUCUGCUUUUGAUGGUGAACCAGAAGUGUUUCUGAAAGAGUUGACAGUAGAAUGCUUGAUCUCUUCAGAAAGCAGGCUUGAGGCACAGAGAAACAGAAUUCUCUAAAAUCACGGUUGUCCCACUCACUGUAGAUAACAAACAUCAUUGUUUCCUGAAUAAUGUCAUUCUGUAACUUCAGAACUUGCUCUUGGCAAUACAGAAAACGCCUUCACAAAUAAAGUGUUUGGAAUAAGAUGAUUUAUUUUUUUAAUUGCUUCAUACCUGUUCUUAUAAAACUCCUUUGUUGCUUUAGAAAUUGAAAGGUUUAAGGUGUUUUCUUCAUGAAUUGUGUUCUCUUAUACACUUCAUAUAUUAUGAAUGCAUUCAUUUGAAUCAUCAUUUGAGAUGUUUCUCAAGCCUGUUUUUUUAGCCCCUGAUUGUUAAUUUCCUUACCUACUGCUGUUGGAGUUGCUGUGUGCAUUUAGCCUGACUUCCAUUUUCCACUGAAAGAACUUAAAUUGUGUGUCCUGCAACUCCCCUAGCUUAGACAGUAACUGAUUAAGGAAAAGGUAUUUAAAUCAGCAUUAAGGUGUUAAUUUAUGGUUAGGAAGAACUGAUUCAGUUAGUAGGAAUUAAUUCAUUCUAGACAAGUUGAUUGUUGUGUGUCAGGUACUUUUGUGCAUGUAAGGAAUGAAAGCAGGUGACUUGGGUUUCACUGCAUCAGGUUGGUACUGUUAGUACUUUAGCAAAAGAUGAUUUUAGGGCCUUCUGAUCAGAAAAGCUGUUGUACAGUGAGAGUUUUGAUUGCAUUAAGUACUAUGUUCGUACUAGAGAGAUACUAGACACCAGUGACAAAAUCUAGGGUGUUGUAUAGAGCACUCCAUCUAUUCAUUGCUUUAAAAACUUUCAUGGUGUAAGAUGAUGAUUUGGCUCCUUUCUGGAUAAUAAAGAAUUUAUUUUUAAGUGCAGCGUCAACCUGAUCUUAUUCUUUUGGCUGACUGUGGAGGUAAUUAUGGAACCUGCCUUCCUCCACACAGUCCAAAAGAGGAAAUGGUCCUUUCUGAAACAUCAGAGGCGGGUUAAAUAUGCUGCUAAUGUUUGUGAGCAGAACCUCCUUGACUCGAUUGGUGUUGAAUCUGUUCAUGUAGCUUAGAACUUGGGCUUUUAGUUUAGGAAAUCAAAAUGAAAUAUUCCCUAACCCAGGUUAACAAGGACAGGAUAAUGAGGAAAAGCAUUCUUACAGAUUAAACUUCUUUUGCCUGUUCCAGUAUUAAUUUAUUUAUAAUGACUUCUUUCUAAUAAGGGGAAGUGCAAAAUGUGUCUUUCUAAGGCUCACUUCCCAAUAUUUAAGUGAUUUUGCAUAAGUGCAAAAAGGAUUGUAUGGGCUCAGGGUUUGGAUUUGAUUCUGGCUCUGCAAAAGACUGAUUUGAGGACGAGAUACUUAGGCUGAGCUUUUUAAGAGAGGCUGAAGUUCUCCAACUGCUUGCAAAGGGUGCGAGCUGUAAACUACUGAACUCCUGCAGACACUUAAUUGUCUUCUUUGUGCCUCAGUUUCCCAUUUGGAAAGUGGAAAUGGUUCUUCCCUACUUCACAGUGGGGUGAAAUACCAGAAGCAAGGAGCAGUGGGGGGAUCCCAGGGAUAUACAGGCAUCCUCUGAGUUCAUGUGUGCAUUUUCUGGUAUGUCGCUGUACUGCCUUCAGACAACUUGAAUUCUUAGAUGGAAUGAAGCUCCAUGUACUUUAUUCAGAGCAGAGGCUUUAUUAAAUACAUUUAGGUGACUUACUGUUGAAAGAACAUAACCAGAUCUUUUUUGCAACAGAAAAAGAGAAAGCUUGUACCCACUGCACAUGCAGGGCAAAAAGGGACUGACCCAAAAUGAGGAUACCAUCUGUUUAAGGCCUGGAGAGUGAAUCUCUUCCCUGGAAGCUUUGCCUGACAGAGUGCACGCUCUUCUAGUCCAGGUCUGUGGUCAGCAGGGAUCAUUUUGGGUAGAGGAACAUGUAAUUAAAACGGUUAUGUGAAUUGCGUAACCCAAGAGGUGGUUUCGCUGGGUACCUCAGUCCGAGUCCUUAAGCAAUAUUGCCCACAUCCAGGUGAAGGAAGUUUCUGAUACUGUUGUAAUAUAUAUUUUAAUGCUGGCCCACUGUGAGAUUUUUGUUUGGCAAGGUGGAAUGUUUGUUUUAACAUGGUUUGUAAAUUAAUGGCGUAUUUAACUCUGUACAUAGGUCUGUAGAAAGUAUGGAAACACUGGAAUAAAAAGGGUGUAUCGAGA